Messenger RNA from Trichomycterus rosablanca, 3000 nucleotides. Its product is annotated as low-density lipoprotein receptor-related protein 8-like. The transcript has 18 exons. Gene Ontology annotation, biological process: ventral spinal cord development. Gene Ontology annotation, cellular component: caveola; plasma membrane. NCBI's taxonomy places the organism in Eukaryota, Metazoa, Chordata, Actinopteri, Siluriformes, Trichomycteridae. Gene Ontology annotation, molecular function: protein binding; calcium ion binding. The coding region runs from base 90 to 2966 and encodes 958 amino acids. The record is from RefSeq and is a predicted model, not a curated record.
AGAGAGGAGGAGGCUGAGCUGUGUGGAAGCGGCCGAAUAACGAACCGGACCGGCAGUUGUUUUGUGGAUGAACACCGUAACUACACAAAAUGUGGACUUUAAUUGUGCAUUUUGUAUUUUUUCAACUGCUUACAAUGGAGCUCCAUUCCGUAAAAGGGUCCGAAACAGAGUGCGAGGACGGACAGUUUAAGUGCAAGAAUGAGAGGUGCAUCCCGUCCAUAUGGAGAUGCGACGAUGAUGAUGACUGCUCCGACAACAGCGACGAAGAGGACUGCAUGAAAAAAACCUGUUCCCAGUUGGAGUUUGCAUGCCAGAACGGGCAGUGCGUGUCCAGACGUUGGAUCUGCGACGGAGAGCCCGAGUGCUCAGACGGAUCAGACGAGGCAGAGAAUACCUGCACGGUGAAACAGACAUGCCCUCCGGACAAGUACGACUGCGGCGGGAAGUGUGUGUCUCUGGCCUGGAGAUGCGACGGCGAGAGGGACUGUGAAAAUGGAGCAGAUGAGAAAGGCUGUGCUGCUGAUGCCAAAUCCUGCUCUUCCGGAGAGUUCCAGUGUCGCAACCUGAGGUGCGUGUCUCCGGUGUACGUGUGCGACGGCGACGACGACUGCGGAGACGCCAGCGACGAGGAGCAGUGCUCUCCGCCCUCGUGCGGCCCUCUGCAGUUCCGCUGUAACAGCUCCGAGUGCGUCCCCCAGCCCUGGACCUGCGACGGAGACCCGGACUGCGCCGACGGCUCCGACGAGUGGCAGGGGCUGUGCGGGGACGGAGCGGAACGAGUGCUGCCACCGACAGGGCGCAGGCUCGAGUGCAGCCCGGGGACUUUCCGCUGCGCCAGCGGCGAGUGCAUCAAGCUGGCAUGGAGGUGCGAUAAAGACCCGGACUGCAUGGAUAGAUCGGACGAGGUUGACUGCCCUCUUCUGACGUGUCGGCCUGAUGAGUUCCAGUGUGGAGACGGCUCCUGCAUCCACGGCAUCAAGCAGUGCAACAAAGUCUUCGACUGUCUAGACCGGAGUGAUGAAGCCGGCUGUGUUAAUGCCACGAAGUGCGAGGGACCUUUAAAGUUCCUGUGCAGAAAUGGUGAAUGCAUCGACGGCUCCAAGGUGUGCGACAAUGUCAAGGACUGCAAAGAUCGAUCGGACGAGCCCAAAAAGGAAUGCGGUUUAAAUGAAUGUACGGUUAAUAACGGAGGCUGUUCGCACAUCUGCAUGGACCGACCCAUCGGCUAUGAGUGCCAGUGUCCCGUUGGCUAUAAACUCCUGGAUAAAAGGACAUGUGGAGAUAUUAACGAAUGUGAGAAUCCAGACGCCUGCAGUCAGAUCUGCAUCAACCUCAAAGGAGACUUCAAGUGUGAGUGUCACCCGGGAUAUGAGAUGGACCCGGUGAGCAAGAGCUGCAAAGCCGAGGGGAAGGGUCCCUACUUGAUGUUCACUAACAGACACGAGAUCCGGCGUAUUGAUCUGGUGAAGCGAGAUUACACCCAGGUCGUACCCACUCAGAAAAAUGCCGUGGCCAUCGACGUGGACGUCGCCGCCAAUCGCAUGUUCUGGUGCGAUCGCUUCCAUCGCAAGAUCUACAGUGCGUACAUCCAUGAAGCCAGUGACCCGUCCCAUCACGUCACUCUAAUCAAUUCGGAGCUGCUCUCUCCAGAGGGUCUGGCUUUAGACUGGGUGCAUCACAACCUUUACUGGACCGACUCGGGUCACGGCACCAUCUCGGUCGCUUCAACGGACGGUAGCAGGAGGCGUGUCCUUAUCCACACAGACCUGAGCGAACCACGGGCCAUCGCGGUGGAUCCAGAACAAGGGUUCAUGUUCUGGUCUGACUGGGGAAUGAGACCCAAGAUUGAAAAAGCUGGCAUGAACGGAGUGGACCGUCAGGUCUUAGUAUCCGAUGGUAUCGAGUGGCCUAAUGGAAUCACACUGGAUGUGGUCGGCAAGCGCUUGUACUGGGUGGACUCGAAGCUGCGCUCGAUCUCCAGCGUGGACUUUAAUGGAGCUCAGCGCAGAGUGAUCCUGUCCUCCACUGAGAAACUCGGCCAUCCUUACGCCCUCGCCGUGUUUGAGGAUCGUGUGUACUGGACAGAUAGGGAGAAGGAGGCUGUGUUCAGUGCCAACAGGCUCACCGGGCAGGAUGUGACCAGUCUGGCUGAACGUCUCAAGGAUCCGCAUGAUAUAGUGGUGUUCCACGAGCUAAGCCAGCCUCAAGCUCCAGACAGCUGUAACCUGGCUGGCGUGAGUAAUGGCGGCUGUGCCUUCCUGUGUCUGCGCGCCCCUCAAAUCAACGAUCACUCGCCUAAAUAUACAUGCGCCUGCCCGGAAGGCGAGGAGCUGAGCCCCGACACUCGGCUGUGUGUUCCUGUCCAAAAUAUAACGGCCACGCCCACCAGUAUGGCCAGCAACAUCAGCAUGGAGACGGUGACGGAUACAGGUAUUGAGACGGGUGAGGAGCUGAAUUCGGAUCGAUCGGCGGUCGUGAACUCUCAGGUGACGAGUCAAUCGGCCGAGACCUCAAUCAAUAGCAUGGCAGCCUUCACUCAGAGCUCAACACUGCUACCGAGCACAGCUUCAGGACAGAGCAGCAACCUCUCCCAGCACUCUGGAAACGAGCUGUUUCUCCUCGGGCACAGUGUGCCAGUAGCAGUGCUUGGUGUUGUGAUUCCCAUCGUGGUGUCCGUCCUCCUCCUCUCCGCCUCCUGCAUCAUUUACCGGAACUGGAGGCUCAGGAGCACCAAGAGCAUGAACUUCGACAAUCCCGUGUACCGCAAGAGCACCGGCGAAGCCGAGGAAGACGAGAUACACAUCGGGAGGACCGAGGGGCUCGCGGCACAUCCCCACCCCUACCCGGUACCCGUGGUCGGCACGGCGCCGUGCCCGCCCUUCAUCGCUCUGCCUCUGGGAACGGCCAUAACGGAUCCGGUCCCGCACUGGUACGCGGAGCGACCCACCAACUCCGGUGCCAAGUGAACGUGCAGCGCCUGGCGCAUUGGCGUGUCGAGGG